AUGUCUGAAGCCCCCGCUAACUCGACAGUCGAGGUGACCACAUCCCCCAUUAGCGAGCGACGUAACUCGUUGGAGAGAUCUCUCCAGUACCGCCCGGAUGCUCAGGACCUGAAGAAUAGGCAUAUCCUGCUCGAUACCAAUGCUGCUCCCUCUCUCCAAGCAGCCCAGCAGGAACUCGCUCGCCAGAAGGCUGCAGAUGCGCUGAAGAAAGGCCUGGAGAAGAGACCUGAUCGUGAUUCCCUCGUUGAACGAAACAUCCUUCCUUCAUCCGGCGCUGCUCCGGCUCUACAGGGUCCCGCCCGUGAACUCGAAAAACACAUGCGCGCUGACUCGCUCGAACAUAAGAUCCAGAAUCGUCCAAAGCCUGAGGACUUGAUCAAGUCAGGAGUUUUAACUGAGGAUGAAAACCCCAUCAAAAUUUAG
Messenger RNA from Arthroderma uncinatum, 423 nucleotides. RefSeq lists its product as uncharacterized. The coding region runs from base 1 to 423 and encodes 140 amino acids. The transcript has 3 exons. Lineage: Eukaryota; Fungi; Ascomycota; Eurotiomycetes; Onygenales; Arthrodermataceae. The record is from RefSeq and is a predicted model, not a curated record.